Molecule: messenger RNA, 1512 nt
Organism: Balaenoptera musculus (blue whale)
Lineage: Eukaryota; Metazoa; Chordata; Mammalia; Artiodactyla; Balaenopteridae
Product: syntaxin-11-like
Exons: 1
Biological process (GO): synaptic vesicle fusion to presynaptic active zone membrane; exocytosis; intracellular protein transport
Cellular component (GO): endomembrane system; plasma membrane; SNARE complex
Molecular function (GO): SNARE binding; SNAP receptor activity
Source: RefSeq, a predicted model, not a curated record
GGAUUCCUGCUCACACUGGGAUACGUAAGGUAAGGAGCUGUGGACCUGAGAGGAACAUCUGUCAGCUUCUCCAAAGUCUUCUCAACAAGAUCAUCAUCCCAAAAGCAGGUAUCCUCAAGGAAAAACUGUCCAUUGAAUCUGGUCAGGAAAGAAUGCUGGUUGUGGUCCAUGAACUCACAGAAAUUAUAAACCAUCUUUGAGGAAGGAAUCAGUCCAUCUGAAGAGUGUGUUAAAGGGAAAAAUAAGACAAAUAAAGACAUGGAGCUGCAGCAAGGGGACAAAAUGGAUGAAGAGGAAAAAGAGAAGAAAACCACGUCUCAACCCCAAAGCAUAAUGAAGGACCGGCUAGUAGAACUUGUGGAAGUAACCAAGCGGUAUGAACAGCAGUUCCCAGACAAGGACGAUGAAUUUGACUCGCCCCCUGAAGAUAUCAUGUUCAAGAUGCACCACAUCCUGGAAUCCUUGUACCGAGACAUCCAGGACCUUCAGGAUGAAAACCAGCAGCUGACUGCCGACGUGAAGCGGCUGGGAAAGCAGAACACCCGCUUCCUCAUGUCCGUGCGGCGCCUCAGCAGUGUCAAGCGCCCCAUCAACUCUAUUGCCAAGGACAUCAAGGCGCAGGGCGAGAGCAUCCACUGCAAGCUGAGCGCCAUGAAGGCGCUGAGCGAGGACGCCGAGUCGCAGCACGGCGUGCCCUCGGCCGUGGCGCGCAUCGCGCACGCACAGUACAGCGCUCUCACCCGCCCCUUCCAGGCCGCCAUGCACGAGUACAACCAGGCCGAGAUGAAGCAGCGCAAAAACUGCAAGAUCCGCAUCCAGCGCCAGGUGGAGAUCAUGGGCAAGGACGUGUCGGGCGACCAGAUCGAGGACAUGUUCGAACAAGGCAAGUGGGACGUGUUCUCAGAGAACCUGCUGGCUGACGUGAAGGGCGCGCGGGCGGCCCUCAACGAGAUCUAGAGCCGCCACCGCGAGAUGCUGCGGCUGGAGAGCCGCAUCCGCGACCUACACGACCUCUUCCUGCAGAUGGCCAUGCUGGUGGAGCAGCAGGCGGACACCCUGGACGUCAUCGAGUUCAACGUGCAGAAGACCCUCGACUGCACCGGCCAGGCCAAGGUGCAGGUGCGCAAUGCCAUGCAGUACAAGAAGAAGAAUCCCUGCCGGACCGUCUGCUGCUUCUGCUGCCCCUGCCUCAACUAGCAGGGGGCCCAGGCCGCCACACCCCAUCCCCGACCGGAAUGGGCCGGGAAGCACUUUGGGAAAGAUUUUGAGGCUGUCUGCACUGGGGUGAGUUGCCCUAAUCCCUAGGGACCUCAGUCUUUGGAGAAGGAAAAACUCGAGGUCCCAGAAUUCCAGUCCAGCUCGUACUUGGAACAAGAGUUGAUCCCACCCGCUGUUUCAUCUGUAAGGACAGAUGCCUACUUAAGUUUUGUGAGGUCAUUAUAUGGCACAUAGCACCCUUUCCUCUUAAAGGAAGCCAAAUAAGGAACAGAUGUGGUAGCUUACUCUGUAAUA